Chlamydomonas reinhardtii is the source of this 2677-nucleotide messenger RNA. RefSeq lists its product as uncharacterized. The coding region runs from base 168 to 2483 and encodes 771 amino acids. Gene Ontology annotation, biological process: interstrand cross-link repair. Gene Ontology annotation, cellular component: Fanconi anaemia nuclear complex. NCBI's taxonomy places the organism in Eukaryota, Viridiplantae, Chlorophyta, Chlorophyceae, Chlamydomonadales, Chlamydomonadaceae. The record is from RefSeq and is a predicted model, not a curated record. The transcript has 7 exons.
CCCUACGCUUGUCUUUAACUCAUUGCUUAUUACGCUUCAAGGACAUUGCUAGCUUGAGCUGCUCUUGUCGUUCAUUCGUUCGUUCGCCAGGCUCUGUCCUUAGCCUGGCGUACGCAAAACAUCGUUUGGUUAAGCCAUGUGCGAACAAAACCAUAACAACGACUGAGAUGACACGGCCAGAGCCUUACCACGAGCUCCGGCCGCUUGGACUCAAUGGCCCUGGUGAAGCCGCUGCUCACGCGCUCUUGUCGCCACCCGAAGCCCCCGCAGGGGGCGCCACCGCGGCCGCAGCAGUACUUGGCGGCGCGCUGCUGCGGCGGCUGGCUGACUGCCGGCACGACAGCCCCGCCGCUGCGGCCCUGGCCUUCCUCGCCAGCGAGGCCACACGGCACGGCCUUGCCUGGCCCCGCCGGAACCUGCCCGCCCUCCUGGAAUGGCUGGCUAGCCCCACCUGCUGCCAUGUCAGCCGGCCCGCUGCAGGGCUAGAAACGACAAACCGCGCGCAUCCUCCAACAGCUGCUGGUAGAGACAUCAAGGAAUCCCAAGGGCCGCACGUGGAUCAGGCGCGGAAGGGCCAGGAGGGGCCGAGGGCCGCCCAGCUGCCGCGCGCUGCUCAACUGGAAGUGCGGCCGUGGGCUGCGGGCCUGCCGCCGCGGCUGCAGCAGGCUCUGCGGCAGCUGCUGGUCGCGCUGCCGCACUGCGCCGCGUUGCGUGGCAGCGGACUGGAGGGCGGCCAUGGGCGGCAGCUGCUGGACCGACUUCUGGCGGCGCUGAAGCCGGCGGCUGCGGCCGCGGCUGCGGCUGCUGCCACCACUAGUGCGGCUACAGCUGAAGUUGUGGGGGGCGGUGGCGCUGGUGACACGGUGGGUCCUGCGACUGCCUCCAGGGUCCCAGGUUCGGGGUCGGGGGCUGGGAGCUGUGGCACUGGCACUGGCACGCGGCUGGGGCGCGCGGCUGCGGCCUGGGUGGCCUCGGCCAUGGCGGCUUCGCGGCGGCAGUACGGGGCCGCAGCAGCGGGUGCCUCGCCUGGCGAGCAAGGCGCCGCACCGGACGCCGGUCCCGUCAGGGCAAUGGAAUUGGACGAUACCAGUCCUGGCGCGGUCUCGGAGCAGCUGGGCUGCCUGCUAGAGCCAGGUGGGGCCGCGGGAAUGGUGGCAGAAGUAGGGGCAGCCGCAGACCGAGGCGAAGGCGGUGAUGGCGGGGAGGCAGCGAGCAGCGGUCUGGUGUUGGAAGGCUGGUGGUGGUGGCCCCCAUCGGACGGGGUCGCUGUGGAGGAGGCAGCAGAGCCCGGCGGCUUGCCGGGUCCUGACGAGGGCGAAGGCAAGGCGGUGCACGUGGAGAGGAAGGCCGAUUGGCCGGACGCUGUGGAUGACGGCAGCGACGUGCCGCCACAGGCCGCAAGCGAGCGACAGCCUGCACGAAGGCGGUCUGCUGAAGGCGCCAUCGCUACGGAGGAAGGGACGACAAAGGAGGCGCAGGCGGCAGGAGCAGCUGACGCUGGGCCGGCGGUCGCGAGCUCGCCAGCCGCGAAGCGCCCGCGGCUGGAACAGGUGGUAGCGGCAGCGCAGCCGCCGCCACCGGCCGCGGCCGCAGCACCUGCAGAGCCGCAGCUGCUGCGGCCAGGCCAUGAGGGUGACACGCUGUCUAACGAUCUGACAGACCUGCUCCGCAAGCUUCAGGACGCCACGGACCCCGACUCGCUGAACGACGCCUUGCCUGCCGCCUGGCAGUCCCUUCAAGCCCAGGCGGAGACCUGUGCCGCCAGGGCCGCCGCCGCACCCUCCGCCGUCGUAUCCGCGGCCCUGACCGCCGCAACCUCGGCCACGGAAUCGCUGCCGCUGCCGCCUGACGCGGUGCUUAUGUGCCUGCGGAAAUUGCUGGCACCGGGCCUGGGCGGUGGUGCGGCGAGGCUGCUGCUGGCGGCAGUGGUGCUGCCGGCUGUGGAGGCGGUGGAGCGCGUGAUGCCCAAGCCAUUGCUGGAGGCGCUGGGGGCAGCCGCGGGCCCGCACCCCCGGCCGCUCACGGAGGCUGUGCUGGUGCCAGCGGCGCAGCGGCGCGGCCUGAGCGCGGGUCAGUGCCAGCUGCUGCUCAAGGCCGCCACGGUGGGCAACACCGCACUGCCGCGACAGCUGCAGGCCCAGCUACUGGCGGCUGUGUGCGCCGCGCAUGUGGCGGCGGAGUGGUGCGAGCCGCAGGUGGCGCUGGCGCAGGGGUUGGUGGAGGCCGCCAAGCAGAGGCUGGAGGAGGACGCGGCAUCGGCGGUGGCCGCUGGCAUCUGCACCGCCGCGCGGUCGGGGCACCUGGCCAAGAGCGUGGCGCUUUGCCGGCUGCUGCUGUCGCUGCUCUCGAAGGCUGGGGUCAGUGGGGCGGGCGGCGGGGGCCUGGGGCGGGCGGAGCUGCUGCAACUGCAGGAGGCGGCGGGCGCCACCAACACCUUCAUGACCAAGGCCUGUCUGGCUAAACUGCAGGAGCUAAUGCGGUAGUGCGCUGUGCUUACUGGUAUACUGGGGCAUUCGGCUGGUAUUUGCAUGAGACACGUGCUGUCCUUGAAGUGAAAGACACGCAAAACAUCAGGCAAGCUUGGGUAGCGUUGCACGGUGUCGUAGGUGGCAUGUUUCACACAGCAACAGCAGGAUGCCGCGUACAAUGCAGAGCUGGCGUGAGCAUGGUAGCCAAC